Molecule: messenger RNA, 2658 nt
Organism: Pocillopora verrucosa
Lineage: Eukaryota; Metazoa; Cnidaria; Anthozoa; Scleractinia; Pocilloporidae
Source: RefSeq, a predicted model, not a curated record
AUGUGCAAGAACGACAAUCAAAGAGCUCCCGGAGAGAAACUUAACUGCCGCGAGGAUGAUCGCAAGGAAGCCAAACAACAUGACGAAUAUGCAAUUGGGACGUAUUUGGAAGCUAAUACCGGCAGCGAGCUUGUAGGACAUGUGCCAAUGGAACUAUCUUACCUCAUCUAUACAUAUCUGAGAGCUUACGACGAUAAUGAGGUUUCUGCUAAAGUAACAGGGUCAAGAAGGCUGGAGAACGGACUUGUUACGCCAGGAACAUUGAAAGCGCGGGCACCAAGCAGGACUAUUGCCACGAAGUUUGAGCGGGAGAUUUUGCGGCUCAAAGAACUUUGCGCCCAGAUGGACAUUUCAGUUGAAACUUUGAGAAAAAUUCCAACACAACUUAACGACAACGACCAAACAGAGUUACCAGAGGGUUUGUUUGAUGGUUUAAGAGCAUUGACACGACUAUGGCUGCAAAAUAACGGAAUCAGGAAGCUUUCUAAACACGUUUUCAAAGAUUUGACUAGUUUGGAAGAGCUGGACCUGUCUAGUAAUAAGGUUGAGAAUCUGCCACAAAACGUCUUUAGCAACCUUACAAAUCUCAAAAACCUGUUUUUAUCCAAAAACCAAAUUGGAGAAUUACCAUCAACGAUAUUUGAUAACCUGACCAAGCUUAAGGCAUUAAAAAUAGAGGAAAAUAAGUUAAUAAAGCUCCAUCCAAAACAAUUUCGCGGACUGGCACAGCUGUCUGAGCUCUAUCUGUCGGGAAACAAACUCGGAAAUUUGCCAGAAGGAAUUUUUAAAGGCCUAAAGGAGCUUCUGAUUCUAGAACUCUUUGACAACGAAUUGAGGAAUGUUUCCAUCAACAACUUCAACGAAAUCAGGCAGUUAAAAAUUCUAUAUUUGCAUUAUAACUACAUGAGGGAGAUUCCCUACGGAUUUUUUAGAGAGUUGAAGGAUAUAUUACGAGUGAGUUUGGACACAAAUCUGAUGUGUUGUCAUAUGCACAAGGAGGACGCUGAAUGUGCUUUCAUUGAUAACGACGACUUUGCCAACUGUGAGAGCAUGUUUAAGAAUUCUGCCCCGAGAAAGAGUAUCUGGGCGAUAGGAAUCUUUUCUCUGGUUGGUGCAGUGUUUGUUAUCACUUGGCGAGUAAUCUUUAAAGAAAAGAACGUAGUUCAGUCCAUCAUGUUGCUCCACUUAGCAGUGUCCGAUGGUUUGAUGGGUAUUUACCUGGUCUCUAUUGGCACUAAAGAUCUGUUGUGGAGAGGAGAGUAUUACUUGCAUGACUUCCAGUGGAGGUCUGGUUUGUCUUGUCAAAUAAUUGGAGCGAUCUCCCUCUUGUCAAGUGAGGUGUCGGUUAUGAUGAUGACUCUGAUAUCUGCUGAUCGGCUUAAAAAUAUUGUGUUUCCUUAUCAGGGUGCUUCUCUGAAACCAAAGGCAACACAUAUCCUAUGCAUCAUCAUAUGGGCAAUUGGCUUCCUUAUGGCCUUUUUGCCCAUGUUUGGUAUUCAGUAUUUUGAAGACCCUUUCAGGUACCAUAGUUAUUAUGGCAGAAGUGUGGUAUGUCUGCCCUUGCAGCUUACUUCUGAUAAGCCGGCAGGUUGGGAGUAUUCUGUCGCUAUCUUUCUCGCUUUGAAUUUCGCUUUUUUCUUGUUCAUCAUGGGUGCUUAUCUCAUGAUACUAGUCAAGUCUUACUUGUCUAGCCGGCGACUGGCCCGUCAGGGUACUGAAAGAGAGAUCCAGGCCAGAAGAGCAAACUUUAGGAGGGAAACGGCUCUUGCAAGGCGGGUGUUUUUCAUCAUCCUGAGUGAUUGUGUGUGCUGGAUGCCGGUGAUAGUGAUUGGUAUGAGGACCAUCAUCGAGAAGUCUUACAAAGCGCAAGGAGACCUCGCUGUCUGGAUUGCUGUGUUUGCCCUUCCGAUCAACUCGGCCUUGAAUCCUAUCCUGUACACCUUUUCAACAGAACAGGUCAGAGGCAUUCUGAAGAACAAAAUGGAAAAAGUUUGGAACUACUUGAAGACCGUUUUCACCUGCUGUGGUCGUGAUCAGGAAGGAGAUGGGGAGCAACCGAACCAACAGGGAAUAGAAGACAACGAACAACAAGGCGACGAGGGAGGAGAAGGUGGGGGUGAACAAAUGGAACUGGUACAUGUUGGUGUGCAUCAUCCCUUACUGGGAGGGCUGCAGUUUUCUAAUCCAAUGCCAAGGAGAUGGAGAACAACUGAACCAACAGGGCAUGGAAGACAAGAAGACAUUGAACAACAUGGCGGCUUGGGAGGGGAAGUCGAGGGUGUAGUUAUCGAAGUGGCAAAUGUUGAUGUGCGUCAUUCACAACAGGGAGGACUUGAUGAAGCCGAAAGAAUCGAACCGGCACCUAUUGGGUAUGCUGAUCCAAAUCAAGGAAAACGGAACCAGAGUUUGAAAAAAGGAGACGAUAAAUUCAGGCAUUCCACCGAAAAGAAAUUGACUGAGAAAGCAGCCAGAGUAGGCCUUCAACUUAAUUCAAGAAAGUGCAAGACACUGAUUACUAAGGUUGCUAGGGACAUGGUGAGCAUUGUGGUGGAUGGUAAAGAAGUGGAAGAUGUCGGGGAGUUUGCUUAUCUUGGAGCCAUUGUAGACAAGGAAGGUGGAGGCAGUAAAGAUAUUAGGAACAGAAUGCAGAAGGCAUGA